AAGUGCUGGGGGAGUGUGUGUGAUGCUACAACCUCCUUACAAAGGGACUCUCUCUCACGUUGUGGCUGGGAAAUUAGAGCACAUUGCCUAAAAAUCGAGGUCCUCGCACACAGUCACACACACACACACACCAACACGCGCCGAGCCACCGAGAGCCGCUGCCAUGAAGUGGAUGAACGCCGAAGAGAUGCUCCGCAGGGCCGAGGCGCCUCUCUUCUGGGUCGGCGCGUUCACCGUGGCCUCCCUGGCGCUGUGGAUGCUCUACAGGCUGCUCUCGGGCUUCAGGAUCUGGGUCCUGGGAAACGGGCAGCUGCUCUCUCCGAAGCUGGGCAAAUGGGCAGUUGUGACGGGAGCCACGGAUGGAAUCGGGAAAUCCUAUGCGGAGGAGCUGGCUCGUCGCGGAUUUGCCCUGAUGCUGAUCAGUCGCUCCCAGGACAAGCUGGAUUUCGUGGCCAAGUCACUAGAGGAGCAGUUUAACGUCGAGACCAGGACCAUUGCGGUUGACUUCGGUAAGACGGACAUCUACACCAAGAUCGAGGCGGGGCUGGCUGGUCUAGAGAUUGGUGUUCUUGUCAACAAUGUUGGUGUGUCUUACCCCUACCCUGAGUACUUCCUCCACAUUCCCGAUCUGGACAACUUCAUCACAAAUCUGAUCAACGUCAACAUGACCUCGGUGUGCCAGAUGACCCGUCUGGUGCUGCCCAGAAUGGCUGAGAGGUCCAAAGGUGUUAUCCUCAACAUCUCCUCUGCCAGUGGCAUGUACCCUGUCCCUCUCCUCACAGUCUACUCUGCCACAAAGGCCUUUAUGGAUUUCUUCUCUCGUGGCCUUCAAGAGGAGUACAGGCGUCAGGGUGUCAUCAUUCAGAGUGUGCUGCCCUUCUUUGUGGCCACGAAGAUGACUCGUAUCAGGAAGCCCACCCUUGACAAGCCCACCCCAGAGCGCUACGUAGCAGCUGAGCUCACCACUGUCGGUCUGCAGAGCCAGACCAACGGCUACUUCCCCCACGCUGUCAUGGGUUGGUUGACCACCAAGCUGGUGCCGAUCAGCCUCGUCAUCUUCUUUGGAGCCAGAAUGAACCGUUUGCAGCGUACCGGAUACCUGCAAAGGAGGAAGCUGCGAGAGCAGAAGAACGGAGGAGGUUUCAAGACUGAUUAGAAAUUGGCUGACGAUUCUGCAGACAGCAGAAAACGGUUCCGAUCCGCAGUGUCCAGGGAAUAGAGAUUGGUGUAGUGUGUAGUGUAUCUGUGUGAUUGAUCCUCCAGGGGUUACCUGAGAUUUCACCUUUUGUGCCUUUAUUAAAUAUGCACAUUAGAACGUAUGUAGGACUUUUGUGUUAAAAAAAAACCGGCAAUCUGCCCUGAUGUGAUUUGUUUCUGGAAAGAAAUGGCCAAAGUUUACAGGAGCUGAAAUGAUAAUGAAAUGCUGCUCUUGGAAAAGGACAUUCAUAUUUUUUUGUCAGUGACACUGAUGGUGGAAUUUAUACAACCAAAAAAGAGUGACGUGUUAACCCUGCUGUUGUAAGCAGUGGAAAUGGUGGUGGGCAUCCUUUUUUUAUAUAUAUAUUUGUACAAUUAUUUAUUUUAUAUUUGUAUGAACACACGAGCCAAACUCAGUCCUUUUCAAGACUAGCUUUCAGCCUAGUCCAGUUUACAAAUCACUGAGCCAUUUAAAGAUGGCAAUAUCUGCUUUCUGUCACGCCAAUUAACUUGCAUCAAUGAGCUGUAAUCAUCAACCACUGUCUCUUUCUUCUAUGAUAUUGCGUGUUUACAGUAUAUUCCAAAUUUAGUUUUGUGAUGGGUUCUUUUUGCACUAAUGGAUCACUUGUUCUGAACCAAAGUUUUUCAUAGUUUUCACUUCUACAGUGCAUUUCUACUGACAUUAAUGGAGGAAAGGGACAGAUUCGCUGAGCAGGCUUUGAGAAGUUAAGAUGUACUGUAAAAUGAUGCAAUUCAACUGGUGCUUUUUUAUGUAAACUAUGCAGUUGCUCAAUUUUGUGGCUUGUUUAAUCAAAUGUAAAAUGCCCCCCCCCUUUUUUUAGCUCAGUGUGUUUUGAAAGGAUUUCAUAUGGAUAGAGAAUAUCAUUCCUUAGUGUAGCAAAGACCUCUAAAGAUAAAACCUAAGCAUUUUGAGGUUUUUACAUUAAUAGCUGUGGUUUCAUAUUUACGUACAGACUGGUUUACACUUUUGCUGUAAAAACCAACUCUUUACAGUUGGUGCACAACUGAAUAUCCCAUAUGACGUGAUUUAACCUUUGCUUCAACUAAACUGCCUUGUGAAUAAUUUCCCUUAAAAAAAAAAAAACCUGCCUUAAUAUGCUUGGAAAUAUCAAACCUGGAUUUCUACAUGUGAAAUUUAGUUUAAUUUACUGUGCUGAUGGUAAC
This is a messenger RNA of Scophthalmus maximus (turbot), 2382 nucleotides long. It is a transcript of the gene hsd17b12a, whose product is annotated as hydroxysteroid (17-beta) dehydrogenase 12a. Gene Ontology annotation, molecular function: oxidoreductase activity. Gene Ontology annotation, cellular component: endoplasmic reticulum. The coding region runs from base 164 to 1156 and encodes 330 amino acids. The record is from RefSeq and is a predicted model, not a curated record. Lineage: Eukaryota; Metazoa; Chordata; Actinopteri; Pleuronectiformes; Scophthalmidae. The transcript has 11 exons.